AUGAGCGUCUCUCGCAGGAUUUGGAUAUCUGCCACUGUCAACUCCCCUGCUUCGUUUCUCUACCAGACCCGCACGCUGACGACAUCGCUAUCACCUUCGUAUCAGCAGCCGCUCGGUCGGCGACUUCAUCGUCCUUACUCAACACGCGACGGGGCCUCCGAGAAGAACAAUGAUCCAGAUACCGAUCCCUCGGUGACCAAGGAUGGUCAGAGCCAAGAUGCUGCCGAGAAUUCUCCAGCCCCGAGGCGAAAGAGCUACAUCCACCAGCGCGCUGCUGCACUCUCACCCGGACUGCCGAGACGCCGAAAGGAGUCAGCUGGACCGAGGCCACUGAAGGCUAUGACUCCUCAAGAAAGAGAGACAUUUGGGAAACUGCUGGGGCAGCUUGGUGUUACACCAAGUGCGGGCGAGACAGACCAAAAGAAGCGGCCGCAAAAGAACGCGAAGUCAAGCGAAGAAGGCCCUGGUGAUCUCUCAAACCUCAGUGUGAUGUUUGAGUCCGUACUCAGUGACCGCCGGCUGAUGAAGAAGUUUGAAGCAAAACCAAAGAAGACAACCGAGUCAGAGGAGCCCCGACGCUCCUGGGGCGAGGAAAUGUCCUCGUCUGAGACAUCAGAGCAGCCGGAGGAGGACUUGGAGCCCAUGCUGGACGGUCUGACGUACAGUGACCUCGGCUUCGCUGACCCAGCGACGGGCAAUAGUGCAGAUAUCAUGCUCUCGGUGAAAGACGCCAUUGAGAUGGUUGUGAAGCGGGAGGCAGCCAAGAUCGAAACGGCUCUUUUCCUGGCCAUUGAGGAGGGCAAAGGCGACAUGGGGGUUUGGGAUGUUUGCAAAGAGCGCAUUUUCACGAUGCUGGGUCAUCUAGGCGACGAUGCGCCGGCAACACCAUCCGCCGGCAGCGACUCGCAUGACGGAGCUAGGACAACGUCUUCCAACCGCUCAUCCGGGCCGCUUGACAUCCCUGACCCGGUCCCAGCAGGACCAGUCGUGGCAGCGCUAUACCCCAGAACUCUCCUCAUAGCCUUUCGCCUUCUAAAUACCCACUUCCCUUCAUCGCCACUGGUCAGUCAAUUCCGAUCCACUAUCAAAGCACAAGGCCGCACCUCUGCCGUCCUCGGCUCCUCCACCGACCUGCAUGACGAAAUGAUCUCCUUCCACUGGAACGACUGCAGCGAUCUCCCUGCCGUGGUCUCGCUUCUGCGUGAAAUGGAUCUCAUGGGUCUCAAGCCCAGCCAAAAGACCCGCCAUCUACUGCACGGAAUUCUCCACCAGCGCAAGCGGGAUCUGGCUAAGACCGGCAAGGAUUCUUGGUGGCGCAUACCCCAGAACCAAAAGGCUUUUCAGGAACUCGCUGGGCGGGAUGGUUGGAUGAGGAAGCUGAAGGUGUGA
Messenger RNA from Penicillium riverlandense, 1389 nucleotides. RefSeq lists its product as uncharacterized. The record is from RefSeq and is a predicted model, not a curated record. Gene Ontology annotation, cellular component: mitochondrion. Bases 1 to 1389 code for a protein of 462 amino acids. The transcript has a single exon. NCBI's taxonomy places the organism in Eukaryota, Fungi, Ascomycota, Eurotiomycetes, Eurotiales, Aspergillaceae.